Scomber scombrus (Atlantic mackerel) is the source of this 8115-nucleotide messenger RNA. It is a transcript of the gene ttc28, whose product is annotated as tetratricopeptide repeat domain 28. Gene Ontology annotation, molecular function: protein binding. The record is from RefSeq and is a predicted model, not a curated record. NCBI's taxonomy places the organism in Eukaryota, Metazoa, Chordata, Actinopteri, Scombriformes, Scombridae. Bases 30 to 7748 code for a protein of 2572 amino acids. The transcript has 35 exons.
UGCAGUCGCCGGAUUUAGCAGAGAGCAGGAUGGAAAAGCAAAGAACGAGGAAAGAAAAGUUCUCUCUAUUUGGUUCUCGCUCCAGCAGCAGGACCACCAACCCUCCCUCUUCAUCCUCCUCCUCUUCCUCCCCUGUGAUCCCUUCUGUUCCGAUGAUAAAAAGGUCAGAUCACCCCUGUCCUCAAAUCCCUGUUGGUCCCGGCCUGAGCAAAGCGGAGUUCCUGGAGCGAGUGCGUCGCAGUAACCAGGCCUGCCAGCAGGGGGAUUACACCUUGGCUGUCCGUCUCUACACCGACGCCCUGACCGCUGACCCCCAAAACUGCAUCCUGUACAGUAACCGCUCCGCCGCCUACCUAAGGCUGGGCCAGUACAGCACCGCUCUGGACGAUGCAAUCAAAGCACGUGUCAUCAACCCCAAAUGGCCCAAGGCCUACUUUCGCCAGGGGGUUGCCCUGCAAUACCUGGGUCGCCAUGCCGACGCCCUGGCAGCAUUCGCCUCCGGCCUCGCCCAGGACCCCAAAAGUCUCCAGCUGCUUGUAGGCAUGGUGGAGGCUGCCAUGAAAUCACCCCUCAGAGACACACUUGAGCCCACCUACCAGCAGCUGCAGAAGAUGAAGCUGGACAAGAGCCCGUUCGUGGUCGUGUCCGUCAUCGGUCAGGAGCUGCUGACCCACAGUUUCCACGGAGCGUCGGUCGUGGUGCUGGAGGCAGGGCUGAAGAUCGGCACAUGCUCGCUAAAGCUGCGCGGAUCCGUGUUCUCGGCCCUGAGCUCCGCCUACUGGUCUUUAGGCAACACCGACAAGAGUACGGUCUACAUGCAGCAGGACCUGGACGUGGCCAAGACUUUAGGUGACCAGUCGGGUGAAUGUCGUGCUCAUGGAAACCUCGGCUCUGCUCUCUUCUCCAAAGCAAACUACAGAGAAGCGUUGGCCAAUCACAGAAACCAACUAGUUCUGGCGAUGAAGCUCAAGGACAGAGAAGCUGCGUCCACCGCUCUCAGCAGUCUUGGCCAUGUGUACACAGCUAUCGGUGACUAUCCCAACGCGCUGGCCAGCCAUAAACAGUGUGUGCUGUUGGCACGACAAACCCAGUGCCAGCUCUCCGAGGCUCGACAGCUGGGCAACAUGGGCGCCGUGUACACAGCUCUGGGAGAUUUCACCAAUGCUGUUCAGUGCCACGAGCAGCACCUGGAUAUCGCCAAGACUUUGGAAAACCGGCGUGAGGAGUCGCGGGCAUACAGCAACCUGGGCAGCGCCUACCACUCUCAGCGGGACUUCGACAAGGCCAUAUCCUACCAUACACGAGUCCUGCAGCUGGCACAGGAGCUGGUAGACAGGCCGAUUGAAAUGAGAGCAUAUGCUGGUCUGGGGCACGCUGCCCGAUGCAUGCAGGACCUGGAGAGAGCUUGGCAGUACCACCAACACCAGCUAGAAAUUGCUCAGGAGCUGCAGGACAGAGCAGCACAAGGACGAGCCUCCUCCAACCUGGGCAUCAUACACCAGAUGAAGGGAGAGUAUGACAGAGCACUGAAGCUCCACAAAGCCCACCUGUCCUUCGCCCAGGAGCUGGGUGAUUACGCUGCUCAGGGGAGGGCGUAUGGUAACAUGGGAAAUGCCUACCACGCACUGGGCAUCUACGACCAAGCUGUUCGAUACCACCGACAAGAACUACAGAUCUCAUUGGAGGUGAAUGAUCGUCCGUCUCAGGCCUCCACACAUGGUAACCUAGCUGUGGCGUACCAGGCGCUGGGCGCUCAUGACCGAGCUCUGCAGCAUUACCUUCACCACCUGACCAUCGCUCGAGAGCUCCAGGACACUCAAAGUGAAGCGAGAGCGCUAGCAAACUUGGGUAACUUCCACAGCUGGAGAGGUGAGUACGCUCAGGCCUUGCCGUACUACCAGCAGUACCUGGCUCUGGCACCGGGCCUACAGGACCUGGAGGGAGAAGGAAAGGUUUGCCACAACCUCGGCUAUGCUCACUACUGCCUUGGACAGUACCGAGACGCUGUCAGGUAUUAUGAGCAGGACCUGGCCUUGGCGAAGGACCUCCAAGACAAAUUAGCCCAAGCAAAAGCCUAUUGUAACCUGGGUCUGGCCUACAAAGCACUUGGGGAGUACAACAAGGCAGAGGAGUGCCAGAGAUACCUGCUCUCUAUAACGCAAGCCUUGGAUAACACACAGGCGGUUUUCAGGGCGUUUGGGAACCUCGGGGAUGUGUGUGUGUGUCGGGGUGAUCUUCCAGGAGCUGUAAGGUUUUAUCAGCAGCAGUUAGCUCUGGCUCAGAAAGUCAACGAUCAGAAGAUGGAGGCUGACGCAUACUCAGCACUUGGAUCAGUUCACAGGCUGCUCCGCCAGCUGGAUACAGCGUUGUCCUUUCACAGCCAGGAACUGACUGUCCGUAAGGAUCUAGGUGAUCAGGAGGGGGAGUGUCGCGCUCUUGGCCACCUGGCAGCGGUGCACAUGGCUCUGGGAGACUACGCCACAACCUUCCAGUGCUAUCAGGCCCAGCUCGGCCUGGCGCAGGGGCUCAGGGAUGCCCGUCUGGAGGCCCAGGUUCACGGGAACAUGGGCAUCACCAAAAUGAACAUGGGAGUGUUUGAGGAAGCUAUUGGUUAUUUUGAGCAGCAGCUGGCUAUGCUGCAGCAGCUGAGCGGGACUGAGAGCAUGUUGGAUAGAGGAAGAGCCUACGGGAAUCUGGCUGACUGCUACGAUGCUCUGGGAGACUACGAGGAGGCUAUUCAGUACUAUGAGAAGUACCUGACGGUGGCUCAGAGUCUAAACCACGUCAAGGAUCAGGAGAAAGCCUACAGAGGACUCGGCAAUGCACACAGGGCGAUGGGGAGCCUCCAGCAGGCACUGGUUUGCUUUGAGAAGAGGCUUGUAGUCGCCCAUGAGCUGGGUGGAGAAGGAGGGGGCAAGGCUCAAGCUUACGGGGAGCUGGGCACCUUACACAGCCAGCUGGGCAACUACGAGCAGGCUCUGUCUUGCCUGGAGCACCAGCUUAACAUCGCACGCACAGCAGGGGAUAAAUCACUGGAGGCAGAGGCAAGCGAUAUACUCGGAGGCGUCUAUCAGCUGAUGGCAGACAACGAGACAGCGCUACAGUGGCACCAGAGGGCUUUGGAUAUAGCAGAACAGAUGGGAUGCGUGAGGAGCCAGGGCCGAGCCUACGGGAACCUGGGGCUGACCUACGAAGCGUUAGGAAAGUUCGAGAGGGCCGUGGUGUUUCAGGAGCAGCACCUGAGCGUGGCGGCGCAGACCAAUGAUCUGAUAGCUAAAACUCUGGCCUACAGCAGUCUGGGGAGGAUCCACCAUGCACUGCAGAACUAUGCACAGGCUGUGAUGUAUCUACAAGAAGGUCUGCGUCUAGCGGAGCAGUUAGGUCGGAGAGAAGAUGAAGCAAAGAUACGCCAUCGCCUUGGUUUGUCUCUGUGGGCCGGCGGAAACCUGGAAGAGGCUCAACACCAGCUGUACAGAGCGUCCACGUUAUUUGAGACGAUUCGUCAUGAGACGCAGCACAAUACGGACUACAGGCUGUCCCUGUUUGAUCUGCAGACCAGCUCGUACCAGGCUCUCCAGAGAGUCCUCGUCAGCCUGGGCCGCCAUGACGAGGCGCUGGCUAUAGCAGAGCGAGGGCGAACACGUGCCUUUGCGGACCUCCUGGUUGAACGCCAGAAAGGAAGUCAGCAAGCAGCGAGCUCUGACCCGUAUAUUCCGGUUACUGUAGAGCACAUCCUUGAGACAGUCAAUGGUCAGAGGGCAAUGGUCCUCUACUACUCUCUGGCUGGAGGAUUCCUGUACAGCUGGCUGAUCUCUCCAGGCACAGGUAUUGUGAAGUUUAACGAGGUGUAUCUCGGAGAAGGCGGAUACGAGGCGUCUGAGUUCCAGGACCGCGGGAGCCCACAUGGUGGAGGAGUCGGUGGAGGUCCUAUGUCUCUGGAUCAGUACAUCGGCAACACCAGAGAGGCUUUGGGAGUGGACAGCCACUACAGCAGAGUUGGCUCCAGCAGUGAGACGGAGAGUGAAGCAGGAGAUCUGUUGGAGCAACAGUUCGAGGAGCUGAACAAUAAACUCACCUCAGCCACCGACCCAACAGGCUACCUCCGCAUGGUGUCCAGGAACAACCUCUUCAACAGAAGCUGUAGCAGUAUGACCAGCCUCUACAGUGCAACAGUCUCUCCAGCGAAGGACAGUUUAUCAUCUCCUCCUUACCGGCCGAGUAACAUCGGCAAACCUCCUCUACGAGCCCUUUAUGACUUACUCAUAGCACCGAUGGAAGGGGGCCUGAUGCACAGCAGUGGACCUGUUGGCAGACACCGACAGCUCGUUUUAGUGCUGGAGGGAGAGUUGUACCUGAUCCCGUUUGCCUUGCUCAAAGGCAGCUCCUCCAACGAAUAUCUGUAUGAGAGGUUCAGUCUCAUUUCUGUACCUUCUUUAGCCAGCCUGGGAGCAAAUAUCAAGCCUCAUCCUCGCCGUGGAGGUCCUUUACUUUGCUCCGAUGGAGGUUCGGUGGCGGCUGUGGUCGGAGCUCCGCGUCUCCCCCACAGUGUGAUGGAUCGCUGGCUGUGGGGUCCUUUACCUUCAGCCCAGGAUGAGGCUCUUUGGCUGGGGGAGCAGCUGGGAUGUCACCCCCUCACCGGAGCCAACGCCACUAAAGAGCGCGUCCUCUCCGCUCUGAGUCAGGCUGAGUGCAUUCACUUUGCGACUCACAUAUCCUGGAAACUCGCCGCUUUGGUCCUCGCCCCCGGACAGGAGCACAGCGCGGGAGACGGGGCAGGAAGCAGACCCAAAGAUAAGUCACCGUGCGGGGCGUCGAUGUCAGGAGACACCGCUGACCAGGAUGGAAGAGUCAAGAGUUCGUUUAUGAAGAGUCGCGGCAGCCCGGAGAGACUCAGAUCAGCUGAUGAAAUGAGCGAGGACGGCGAGAGAGCGUGUGAGGUGGAAAGUGUGUGCGACAGUCCGGCACUUCAAGACUUCCUCCUCACUGCUGCUGAUAUACUGGACCUGUGCUUGACGGUCAAACUCGUGGUUCUGAGGUUAUACCCAGAGUCCAGCAGCAGGGUGACAGCCGACGGCGUGGUGGGUCUGACCCGAGCCUUCCUGGCUGCGGGGGUCCAGUGUGUGUGCGUGUCUCUGUGGCCUGUACCGAUCGCUGCCUCCAAACUGUUCACACACACCUUCUACACAGCGCUGCUCAAUGGGACCAAAGCCAGCGCCGCUCUGACUGAAGCCAUGAAGUCGCUUCAGAGCAGCAAACACUUCUCACACCCGUCGAACUGGGCCGGUUACAUGCUGAUUGGCAGUGACGUGAAGCUGAACAGCCCGAUGUCUCUGGUUGGUCAGGCGCUGGCAGAGAUCCUGCAGUAUCCGGACAGAGCCAGAGACGCUCUCAGAGUGCUGCUACACCUGAUUGAGAAGUCUCUGCAGAGGAUUCAGAGCGGUCAGUGUAACCCGAUGUACACAUCACAACAGAGCGUAGAGAAUAAGGUCGGUGGGGUUCCCGGGUGGCAGGCCCUCCUCUCUGCUGUGGGUUUCCGGUUGGAUUUCUCCGGUAGCGGUGCUGGUCUCCCCGCGGCGGUUUUCUUCCCCACGUCAGACCCUGGAGACCGGCUGCAGCAGUGCAGCACCACUCUACAGUCUCUGCUCGGUUUGACUCCUCCAGCUCUGCAGGCUCUCUGUAAACUGGUCACAGCGUCUGAAGCCGGAGAGCAGCUCAUUCAUAAGGCGGUUAAAAGCAUGGUGGGAAUGCUUCAUCAAGUGCUGGUGCAGUUGCAGUCGGGCGACAAGGAGCAGGACUUUUCACUGGCUCCCAUUCAAGUGUCGAUAAGUGUGCAGCUGUGGAGGCUUCCAGGCUGCCACGAGUUCCUGGCUGCACUCGGGUUUGACCUGUGCGAGGUGGGUCAGGAGGAAGUGGUGUUGAAAACUGGGAAGCAGGCCAGCAGGCGGACCAUGCAUUUCGCCCUUCAGUCUCUUCUGGCACUCUUUGACUCCACAGAGCUUCCCAAACGCCUGAGCAUGGACAGCUCUUCCUCUCUGGAGUCUCUCUCAUCGUCCCAGUCGGCGUCCCAACCCCAAUCUUUACCCCUCUCCUUCAGCUGUUACCCACCUCAGCCCUCCUUCUUACCCCCCGUCUGCCCCGACAACCUCUCCUGCGAUGCCAUCUCCGUCUACAGCCUCAGCUCCCUCGCCUCCUCUCUCAGCUUCCUGUCCCGGCCCGAGCCCGCGGGAAGUGACAUCAUCAGCCAGCGGUCGCAUCAGCAGGAGCUGGAGAGGCCUCGGGGAGGUGGGGGGGGUCUGUACGCCUCGCACCGGCAAUCAGGAGGCCUGUCGAGGCGGCUGACGGGUCACGGAGGAGGGUUAGGAGGAGAGGCGGAGGACGAGGAGUACGAGGGGUAUUCCAUCAUAAGCAGUGAGCCUCUGGGACGAGGAGGAGGAGGAGGAGGAGGAGGAGGAGGAGGAGGAUGUGACACGCUGCCUCUACCUGCAGGACACCGCCAAGGCAGAGGUGGUGCAGGGAGAGGAUCUGGCAGGGGUCACGGGUAUCCGAUCACAGUUUCCUCUAAAGGAAGCAUCAGCACACCCACGUCUCCGAUUAAAGCUCCGCCGCUGCCCCCGAAUGUUCCUACCAGCCCCAAACCCAAACAGGAAAUCUCAUCCCCUCAGAGAACCGGCAAAGGGAAGGUUAGCAGCUCUGAGUCGGACCAGUCGAGUACCGAGACGGACAGCACGGUCAAGUCUCAGGAGGAGAGGAUGGGUCCUGCGGGUCAGCUGGACCCUCAGGAGCUGGCCCAGAAGAUCCUGGAGGAGACGCAGAGCCACAUGCAAGCUGUGGAGAGCCUCCAGAAAGCAAACAUUAGAGGGAAGACACUGACUCUGAGAGGACCUGAGGGAAGAGAGGAGGCACAAGCCAGAAAACCUUCCCUCUCCACCCCCACAACCCCGACUCUGACGCCCACAGGAGGAGCACGAGGGUUUCAGCCGUCCGAGACCAGCGCGUUCAGCCGACCUCCCAGCAGAGCCAGUCUAAAAGCUUGUUCCUCUCCUCUUUCCGUCCGUAGUCCUCUUUCGCCACUCUCCCCCUCUGUUUCAACACCUCCUCCGACUCGACCCAAACCUCCGUCCCGCUCCUCCUCUCUACAGAAGAUCAGCUCGGGCUACAGCAGCCCCGCUCGCUCCUCUCCAUCUUUAUCUCUCUCUGUGAAGGAUUCCCCAGAUGUGCACGCGCAGCCCAAACUGAAAUACCCUACCUCACCUUACACCGCCCACAUCUCGCCCUCCCACUCUCCCGCCGGCAGCGUCCCAUCGCCGGCCCUCUCCUACUCCUCCACCGGCUCCGUUUCAGCCUCCUCCAGCCCCGCAAACACCCCCGAACUCCCCCAGUCCAAACACGACAACAAAGUCCAGGCAAUCCACAACUUAAAAACCUUCUGGGCCAACGCCGCCCAGAAACACGAGGUGCCCUGCCCCGCCAGUCUGCUCCGAGGCGGGAAUAAAAAAAUGAGCACGGUUCAGAAAGAUGUUUUGGGUUUGCUGAACCUCUCGCCGAGACACGAGCCUGCGAGCAAAGACGUGGAAGCAUCCGAGAGUCAGAACACUGGUGACAGACUCAACGUUCACCACCAAAAACUGGAGGCCAAACCUCCUCCUCCAUCACCUCCCUCCUCUAAACCUAAAGGCACUAAACUUCACUCUGGGAACGGCUACAAGUUUCUCUCACCUGGACAUUUUUUUCCAUCUUCUAAAUGUUGAGAAUUGGGAUAUUUUAGAGUCAUUAGGCCAAUCCUCUGUUUGAAUUCUCUGUGUUUUUACUAUGACAGAAGCUGUCCGUUUUGUCAGCAAAACCACAUUGUAGCAAUACCUGCUGAAUGACGAGGAUGAAGGAGGAGUGCUGUUAACGUUUUAUUGUAAAGGGAUUUUACACUAAAAGUUUUUUGAAUGUGAUGACUGUGCCUUCUUCUGGAGAGAGCUGGAAGGAGAGAAGAAAAAAGAGCGGAGGGAGCGUCGAUCCUCUGGCUUUAAAUGUGUUUUUAAUGACUGACAAGAGAGCAUGUGUCUCGAUGCCUCCGUGUACACUGAAAAUGAACGUUGACUGAAUGCCCGUCACCAUUACAGAGGA